AUGUCGGACGCGCGCGCGUCGUCCUCGAGCGCCGCGUCGGCGGGCGACGCGGCGGGCGAUCGCGACGCGCUGGAGCGAUCGGUGCGCGCGUUGACGCGCGCGCUCGGGUUGGACCCCGAGCAUAGAUUCGCGGAGUCCCUGAUCUCGGCGUCGACGGCGAUGCUGGAGAAGAUGGUGUCGAAGUACGACGUGACAAAGGUGGCGCAGGCGCAGGCGCGGCGGACGCUGAGCGCGCGGUCGAGGGAUCCCGAGGCGUUCGCGAAGGCGUGCGACGGACUCCGCGCGCGCGGAGUGGAGGAGUUGGAUCGAUACCUGGCGGUUCUGGCGAAGAUUGCGGGCGAUGAGGAACUCGCGUUCGCGGUUUCUGAGGCUGGAGGACGCGCGGCGGAGGCGGAGGCGGCGGCUGGGAGGAUGGGAGAGUCGAGGGAGACGGAGGAGCCGGAGAGUCCGGCGACGAUUUCUUCGCCGGGUGGUUUGGGAACGCCGGAGCGAUACGCCGCACUCGGAAGGAACGUCACGAGCUCGAUAAGUUCGCAGGACACCGGUGGGGCGGGUGCGAAGAAUUUGGCGGGAGACUUUGGACGCAUGAGCGUCGGAAGCGCGGUUAAACGCGUCGGAGCGAGUUUCGGCAAGCCUGAGCGCACGCUCGUCCCGCUCGGACCGAACGAGCUAGCCGAGGGUCCGCGUUUACCAGAUUGGAAUUACAAGCGCCCUUAUCUCACCGGCGCGCAUCUGGGUAGCGGUGCGGAGCAAGAUAGGAACAUCAGAGCGCUUAGCGAAUAUGGCACCGCCGAGCAGGAGUUGUUGAUUCUCGAUGACUUGCUGUACGCCAUGAUGGGGAUAGAUGGUAGAUACAUCAGCGCUUGGAGGAGUACGGAUGAGGAAUCUCGAUCGGGUGUCGUUGUCCAGGGAAGCCGCCUCGCGCGCGUGAAGUUUGAGGUGGAGAUUGGACUCGAGGCGCCGCUCGCAGCGUUGGUGAAUAACAUGCUACCACUGUGCACGGACGCGGCGACUGUUCGGGCAUUCAUAGAAUCGCGGCAAGACUUCAAGCACGGGUUCGUCUCGCACGCUUUAGCGGCGGACUUGCGCGAGCUCCUGAACGAUUGGAGCACGCUGAUUGUGCAGCUGGAGCACCAGCGAAACAUUGGCUCUCUAUCGCUUCAGGCGGCGUGGUUCUACUGCCAGCCGGCGGCGCCCGCGCUGCGCCUGAUGGCGAACAUCGCUAGCCGUGCGUUCUAUUUGAAGGGUGCAAGCGUGCUGAAUCUUUUGCAUCGCGAAGGGUGCGAACACGCUGGUGACAGCGCCGUAUUGGCGCUGGUUCAGCGCCUGAGCAAGGCAGCGGCGAAACCAUACAUUCAAGCCAUCGAGCUCUGGGUAUACGACGGCCAAGUAGACGAUCCGUACGACGAGUUCCUCAUCCUUGAACAGCAAGAGAUGAAGAAACAGUCUCUGAAUGACGACUAUAACUCGGCGUACUGGACGAAGCGGUACUCACUUCGCGAGGAGUUCCCGCAGUUCAUCGGCGAACAGCUAGCGCAAAAGAUACUCACCACGGGACGGUACCUGAACGCAGUGCGCGAGACUAGUCUCGCGUCGCUCGCUGAGCUUCCCGCCAAACCGAGCGAUGGACUGGGUAGAAUGCAGUUCGGGCCGAACAUGAUUGUUGGCACUGGGAAGUAUGCCGAUCGCAUUGCCGAAAGAUUUGAGCACGCCGCGAGCAAAUUGUUGCAUAUCAUGUGGCAAGAGGGAGAUUUAAAGGCUCGACUCGAGAGCAUGAAGAUGUAUUUCUUGCACGCGCGUGGAGAUUACCUUGUGUUUUUCUUGGACACCGCCGCGGCUGAACUGAAGCGAGAUUCUGAUGACAUUCGCCUGUCGAAACUCGACACGUUGCUCGAUCUCGCGUUGAAAUCAUCGAGCGCGGCGAACGAUCUUCACAGCGACGAUAUGUCAUGCUCGGUCGAGGGACACCGUCUCACUCAGCAACUGUCUGAGAUGGACGACGGCGAUGGGGUGACUCCACCAUCGACUUCGAAUGCGGACGAGUUGACAGGUUUUGAUACGUUCGUGCUCGAUUACGACGCCCCUUGGCCAGCGAGCGUGGUGCUCAACCGUCGAGCGGUGACCAUGUAUCAAAUUUUAUUCAGACAUUUGUUCGGUUUCAAGUAUGCCGAGCGUGAGCUCUGCGCGGGAUGGCAGCGACUUCGCUCACUGCGCCGGAACGCUCUCGCUAAGGCGCACGUACUCAACCAGCGAAUGCUGAAUUUCCUACAAAACUACUUGUACUACGUCACGAACGAGGUGAUCGAGCCGCACUGGGACAAAAUGAGCGCUCAAAUGGAAGAGGCUCGAUCCGUGGAUGAACUCAUCGCAAUCCACGGUGCCUUCUUGGAGUCUUGCAUGAAGGACGCCACGUUGUUCUGGCCAAAGCUGCUCAAGCGCCUCGAUCGCUUGCGGUCCACGUGCGUGCGUUUCGCGCGCGACUGCCAACGUUUAGCCGGUGCCAUCGAGCGCACGUUGGCCGAUAUGGACGACCAGGCUGGCGUCAAACGCAUGGAUGCGCUCGAGGACGAGGUGAGUACCAUCAUGCGGGAGACAGAGUCGCGGUUCACUGAUUUGUUGACCGAUUUGCUCAACGCGUUGAACGACUCGGGUGACGUGGACAUCAAACUCCUGUCCCUGAGCUCCAAGCUGGACUACAACGGCUUCUGGACGGCAAAGGGCGGAUGA
This is a messenger RNA of Ostreococcus tauri, 2727 nucleotides long. RefSeq names its product Spc97/Spc98. Gene Ontology annotation, biological process: cytoplasmic microtubule organization; meiotic cell cycle; mitotic cell cycle. Gene Ontology annotation, cellular component: centrosome; equatorial microtubule organizing center; spindle pole. Gene Ontology annotation, molecular function: microtubule minus-end binding; gamma-tubulin binding. The record is from RefSeq and is a predicted model, not a curated record. The coding region runs from base 1 to 2727 and encodes 908 amino acids. NCBI's taxonomy places the organism in Eukaryota, Viridiplantae, Chlorophyta, Mamiellophyceae, Mamiellales, Bathycoccaceae. The transcript has a single exon.